Messenger RNA from Syngnathoides biaculeatus (alligator pipefish), 1062 nucleotides. RefSeq names its product small ubiquitin like modifier 1 (gene sumo1). Gene Ontology annotation, cellular component: PML body; nucleus. Bases 138 to 443 code for a protein of 101 amino acids. NCBI's taxonomy places the organism in Eukaryota, Metazoa, Chordata, Actinopteri, Syngnathiformes, Syngnathidae. Gene Ontology annotation, molecular function: ubiquitin-like protein ligase binding; protein tag activity. The transcript has 5 exons. Gene Ontology annotation, biological process: protein sumoylation. The record is from RefSeq and is a predicted model, not a curated record.
GAAGCCGAGGCGUCGAAAUGCGUCAUUUCCGUUUCCUGUGAGUCACAAUAACAUCUCCUCUGAGUUGAGCUGUUUUUCAUGAGCUAACCUGCGCUCAUUCUAUUAUUACUAUUUUCCCAUAGCUCAUAGAGGAAAACAUGUCAGAUACGGAGACCAAACCCUCGGGCCAAGACUGUGGUGAUAAGAAGGAUGGGGAGUACAUCAAGUUAAAGGUGAUCGGACAGGACAGUAGUGAAAUCCACUUCAAAGUGAAGAUGACAACACAUCUGAAAAAGCUGAAGGAGUCUUACAGCCAGAGACAGGGCGUCCCAGCAAGUACACUCAGGUUUCUGUUUGAAGGCCAGAGAAUUGCAGAUAAUCAAACUCCAAAAGAGCUCGGAAUGGAGGAUGAAGAUGUCAUUGAGGUAUAUCAAGAACAGACAGGUGGACUUUGGAACGAUUAAGCUGCUUGUAUUCGUACUUUGUAUCUUGUUUUUUUUUUUUUUUUUAAUGAAUUUAUUUUGUUCACUUUGAACCAUCUGGAUCAAAACAAUCUGGGCUUCCAUGCAGCGGGAGAGGAAGGUGAGGAUGAGGACUGGGGAGUGUUGCAGGAGGGCUCAUGAGCUCACCAUCUAUGUCAUGUCAUGACACAACAGGGAUUUGUAUGGAUGUCUUUCAGUUCUCAACUCUCUCAAGGAAGCCAUCUCCUGUACUGUCACAUACGCAAACAUUCUGCACCAACAGCGUCAGGAUGUAAACAUUACCGCAUGUAAACAAGUGACAUACAAUUUUUUUAAUGUACUUAAUUCUAAGCAUUGCAUUUCACUUGUACAGAUUUGGAAAGCCCUACUGUUUGCUUUGAGGGUGAUGAUGCAAUAAUUUGUCAAAGAGACCACUGUCUACAUUUGCAAAUGUUUCCCAUGAUUUGGUAUUUGGUAUGGAUUUUUUUUUUAAAUGUUAACUGUGUUCGUACAUGUUGAUGUCGGUUUUAGUUGUUGCGUGAUAAAAACAUGUCCUUUGUAGUCUAUUGCUCAUAUUGGAAGAGUCAUUGUGUAAAUAAAAUGCUUGCUGCACCCCUUUGAA